Messenger RNA from Candidula unifasciata, 255 nucleotides. The record is from the annotation of a GenBank genome assembly. NCBI's taxonomy places the organism in Eukaryota, Metazoa, Mollusca, Gastropoda, Stylommatophora, Geomitridae.
GCUCUGCCAGCAACACAAACACGGUCCCCAUCUACAUCAUCAUCGCCGGGGCCAUUGGCGGCGUCCUGCUCACCUGCGCCUGCAUCUCCGUCUGCAUCAUGUUCCGGAUCCGCAGGAAGAAACGAGACAAGAGACAGGAAGCUGCUCGUCAGAAAUCCACACAGAGGAACGCCCUAGAGAUGGCAGUCACCAACAGCUCCAACACCACACAGUCCUUGUCCAGACAGAACAACGAGAGCCAGGGCAUCAGACAAG